AUGCCAGAUCUGGCACGGAAAUGGAUGCAAAUGCAGCAAUGCAACAACAUGCGCUGCUCUGCUUAUGUGGUGCGCACCUUUGGAGCUGGUAAGCAACAGCUUCUCGAGGAUCAACAUCGUCCUGUGAGGUGUGGGUGUCCCUCAUGUCCCUCUCGAACUGAGAUUCAGAAUAUUCAGACUCCUGUCCCCACUCUGGCCAGGGUCUUGCCACAUGAUCGCAGAGGAAGGAGACCAGCGGGUGCCUGCUACCCCGUCAGCAUAGCCGGCCUAGCUUCGGAACCCAUUAGAUCGCCCACCCCAGACCCCCCACCCAGCAGUGGCAGCGAAGAGGCCGUUGUUCACCUCGACAGCACCGACCUCGCACCGAGCUGCACUUGCCGCACAACUUGCUGGGUCCUUUCCAAGACCGGGGCAUUCGAGAGCCCGCAAUAA
This is a messenger RNA of Symbiodinium natans, 432 nucleotides long. NCBI's taxonomy places the organism in Eukaryota, Dinophyceae, Suessiales, Symbiodiniaceae. The record is from the annotation of a GenBank genome assembly.